Messenger RNA from Cutaneotrichosporon oleaginosum, 663 nucleotides. RefSeq lists its product as uncharacterized. The record is from RefSeq and is a predicted model, not a curated record. NCBI's taxonomy places the organism in Eukaryota, Fungi, Basidiomycota, Tremellomycetes, Trichosporonales, Trichosporonaceae.
AGGGUCAUGUGAGUCACGGUUAGUUCUCCAGCCUCCGAUUUCAUGUCCGAGCAGAACACCCGCCGAGGACUUUGCCCGACCCAAGUGCAAGCCGAAGGAUGUGGACAGGGCUGAAAGAAGUCGCGUCCAACGCCGCAGCAGAUGCCGUCAGUCUGCUGCCGCUGUCCAACUGCGGGGGCACGGCCCGAACUUUGUUUCCUCACGUUCCGGCUGCUUGGGCGGCUGAUGACUCCGGGGCGCACAGUGUGGACGGCGCGGACGGCGCCAUGCCCUGCAGCCGUGCGUCGGGUCCCAGUCGGCAGCGAGCAGUGGGGUCAGGCCGUGGCGUCGGGUUGUGCCGUCGGGCGUCGGGCGGAGGAUUUGGCGCCCGGAAGAGCGCCCAAGAUCAGGCAGAGCCAAUCUCAAUCUCGCGAGAUGUAGCGAGAUACGGAGCGAGAUCUAGAUAGCUGCGAGAGUUUACGAGGCGACGGCAACCGUACUUCUGCAAUGCAAUUACAUCAGUCCACGUGCGCACGUCACCGGGCGACCACUCAAGAAACCAAUCUCUCCACCAUUGAUGACUCUAGAAAGUCUGGGAAGGGAUCGGGACAUAGAGUCGCAGGCAAUAAGUGCAGAGCUGAAAGCUCGGAGGGAAGUCGGGACGAUCGACGAGCACGCACGCGU